Molecule: messenger RNA, 1333 nt
Organism: Notolabrus celidotus (New Zealand spotty)
Lineage: Eukaryota; Metazoa; Chordata; Actinopteri; Labriformes; Labridae
Gene: cldnk
Product: claudin k
Exons: 2
Coding region: 444-1091 (215 amino acids)
Biological process (GO): cell adhesion; bicellular tight junction assembly
Cellular component (GO): bicellular tight junction; plasma membrane
Molecular function (GO): structural molecule activity
Source: RefSeq, a predicted model, not a curated record
ACAGACUUGCGCUGGCAUCUUGGAGGGCAGCCCCAUCUCCAGUGCAGUCCUGGGUGUCGAAGCUGCUCGACCCUCUCUCAGCUUCAGUUCACCUGACCUCUGAGAUAGAGCCUCCCCUCCUGAGGACUGCAGUGACUCUCAGGACUGUCAUUCACAAUACUGGGCAUCCCAACUGAUCUACACCAGCAGAGGAGCGGUGACACCAACCUUUGGACCAAGGGGAGCAGUGAGAGUACAACAUUUGAGGAUACCUGUCCUGGUCGAACCACGCUCAGCUCAACGACUGCCAAAGCACUGAGGAUCCAGCAGUGGAGCAAAAUUCUUUCAAUUCUUUAGACUGUCACAUUUCUUUGUUGGACUAAAAGUGGGCCCACUGCAACAAACAAAGACUGAAAUAAAACCAAGACAAAUUCUAACAGCUGAUUCCAACAACAUCUUUCACCAUGGCAACCACAGGUAUGCAGCUACUGGGCCUAAUUAUGUCCAUCGUGGGCUGGGUAAGUGGGUUGAUAGUCUGUGCCAUCCCCCUGUGGCGAGUCACUGCCUUCAUCGGCAACAACAUAGUGACAGCUCAGAUCAUCUGGGAAGGCCUGUGGAUGAAUUGCAUCGUUCAGAGCACAGGUCAGAUCCAGUGUAAGGUGUAUGACAGCUUGCUGGCUCUACCCAGUGACAUGCAGGCUGCCCGAGGCCUCACGGUGCUCUCCAUCCUGAUGUGUGGUCUGGCUCUUGCUCUGGGGGUUGUAGGAGUCAAGUGUACCAAGUGUAUCGGUGUAAACAGCCUCAAGGCCCGCAUUGCUCGCAUCUCUGGUGCCCUUUUUGCCAUCGCAGGGUUCCUCUACCUUGUGCCCAUCUGCUGGACGGCCCACUCCAUCAUCAGGGAUUUCUACGAUCCGCAUGUGGCAGCCCCACACAAGCGAGAGCUUGGCCCUGCUCUUUACAUCGGCUGGGGGGCAUCGGCUUUACUCCUCAUCGGGGGAUCUCUGCUCUACGCCGGGUCGAGUCCCCCUGGCAUGCCAGGUUCUCCUACCUUCAGCAGUGGAGAAAGUAGUCCUCGCAGGGCACCUGCCUCACAGGUCAAAGGUUAUGUUUGAGCUCCCAAAAUGUCUGAAUGCCUUCAGGUCCCCAAAACAUGCCCCUGAUAUCUCUUUCAAUUUUGCUUCCUGUAAUUAUUUUAUAUUUAAUGUUAGUCUAGUUUGUUUUGUUUCUCUGGAAAGCAGCCGGAAGCUGUUUGGUGAAAAUGGGACUCAUUUCAAGAUUUCAUACCCGAUGUCCUUCAGUAACCUUUUUCCUCUGUCUGUCAGUGAAAAAUACAAUAAAGUGUCCUCAAAAUCCA